GACCAAACUCCCACCCUCUCAUUCACUUAGUUGAGGCCAAUCGUCCUCUCUGUCUGUCUCUUUUUCACUCUCUCUCCCUCUCUCUCACUCUGAGACAGAAGUCAGAGCUUUCCUCACUGACAGCCUCAAGUACUCACAGCACUUACUGAAGCCUAAGACAGACACUGCAAGCCAAAAACUACACUGAAAAACUUUUUCUUCUCUUUUUUGCUUCAGAUUACUUUUCAUUAGAGGGAAAAAGUUGAUCUAUUUUUUUUUGUUUGUUUUUGUGCCUUUUUUUUUUUAAAGGGAUAAGCUUUUCACGCAGAGAAUAGAGAAGAACAAAAAGCAAGCCUAUAAAACCUGGUGUCAGGAUGUCUGUGCAUGUACUGAACGGAUUUCUGCUGGUACUUUGCUGGAUUAUGGUGAGGAGUACUCCAACUCCAGGAUCUGAGGGACACAGUUCAGUCACUGACUGUCCAUCCUGCUCACUAUCUAAAUUCCACAAGGAUGCCAUCAGUUCUCAAAGUGACAUGGUUGAGGCAGUGAAGAAGCACAUUUUAAACAUGCUGCAUAUGAGGGACAGACCCAACAUCACUCAGCCAGUGCCUAAAGCGGCGCUUUUAAACGCCAUCAAGAAAGUUCACGUGGGGAAAGUGGGAGAGGAUGGCCAAGUGCAAAUAGAUGAUGUGAUUGCACGGAGAGCAGAAAUGAAUGAAAUCUUGGAGCAAACUUCAGAGAUCAUCACAUUUGCGGAAGCAGGGCCCUCCAAGAAAAUUCUCCACUUUGAGAUCUCCAAAGAAGGCAGUGAUCUGUUGAUAAUCAGGGAAGCAGAGCUUUGGCUUUUCCUCAAACUAUCUAAAGCCAACCGAAGUCGGACAAGGCUAACGAUUCGACUGUACCAGCAGCAACGAGGGCCGAAGGAGCACAGGGGAUCUGAUGGAAACAAAAAUGAAGUUCUGAUAGCUGAGAAAGUGGUGGACACAAAGAAAAGUGGCUGGCAUACGUUCCCCGUAUCUGGGAGCAUUCAGCGUCUACUGAAUCAUGGCAAAUCAUCAAUGGAUAUUCGAGUAGCUUGUGACCAAUGCCAAGAAUCAGGAGCAACCCCUGUCUUGCUUGGUAAACGUAAGAGAAAAGAUGAUGUGGACAAAGAAGUAGGGGCAACUGCAGGUGAAGAAGAAAAAGAGCAGUCGCAUAGACCUUUCCUAAUGAUUGUGGCUCAACAGACAGAUGAACACCCUCACCGGAGGAGGAAACGUGGCUUGGAAUGUGAUGGUAAAGUAAGCAACUGCUGUAAAAAGCAUUUUUAUGUAAGUUUCAAGGACAUCGGUUGGAGCGACUGGAUCAUAGCACCUCCUGGCUACCACGCCAAUUACUGCGAGGGGGAUUGCCCUAACCACAUUGCUGGGACAUCUGGGGCUUCUCUAUCAUUUCAUUCCACAGUCAUUCACCAGUACCGGAUUAAAGGCCACAGUCCCUUCAACAGUAUCAAAUCUUGUUGUGUUCCCUCCAAGUUGAGAGCUAUGUCCAUGCUGUAUUAUGACGAUGGACAAAAUAUUAUAAAAAAGGAUAUUCAGAACAUGAUUGUGGAAGAGUGCGGAUGCUCAUAAAUAGAGGACCAAAUGCAGAUAUAGUAUCACUUAUCGAAUACACUAAUCAAGAAGACGACAAAUGACUUGCAGAUGAGCAAUGAUCAAUGGAAGACGAAAUUAGAUACCAAGGAAGUGCUAGUUCUACACCUGCAGCAACCGGUAUAUGAAAGGAACAUUUCCAGCUCUUCUAGCCAGAAGUGUGACUAACAAGCUUACAGCACGAGAAUGCACCUGUAUAUCUAUAGAUACAUCACAUUCACUGUUUGCGUAAAUGUGUUUGCAUUUAUAAGAGUUUGUAUAGAUAGAUAUACAGAGCUCCAGACCACCUUCCUAAGACUCUAAGCAUUUCUAUAUUGCGCAGGAGACUCAACUUCUUCCUCUGCACUAUUACUGCAAAAAAACAAAAACAAAAAAAAAUUGAAAGCAUACAAAGUUAAAUUUCGCUAAGGUGCUUACGAUCUUAGAACUAUGCAACUUAUGGGGUUUGAAAACUGUUUACCCAAAAAACAAGAAAAGAGAGACUUUUCAGUGGAAGUAACAUGUCUAAUAUGUUUGUUCUUUCAUGAGAGAUACUUGAAAGGAACAUGUUGGUUCAGAUACUGGAACCAAACAUUUCUAUAUUUUGUAAAAAAAAAAUGUUUCUUUUUUAUUUGCACUACAACAGUAUUUGACCUGUUUAAUAUCCUUAUUUAACAAGUAUUUUCAAGAGAGGUUUUAAGAGCUGCACUUAACAUGAGCUAUAUCAGAAAUGCUACAGCACACAUCGAAAUAGAUAUUUUUAUGACUAUUUUCAAUAUUUUUUCUACCUUUAAUGAGACACUUACACCAAAGACGCGUUUGAAGAUAUAAGUAGUGCCGGUGGUUAACAAUCACUGAGCCUAUGGGAGGGGAAGAAUUUAAAAGGAUUGAGUGUAAAAGAAAAUGUAUCAAAGCCAAAAUUGUAUAUUUUAUUUCCAUUCAUUUAUGGGUAAUUGUGCUGCCUUUAGGCGGCUUGUAUUUCGGCACUUCAGCAAUUUUUAUCUCUAUAGCAUAUUUUUCCAUAUUUUCUUUGCCGGUUAUCAUUCUGCUAAUUGGUAAACCAUAAUCCAAGAUAAGACUUUCUUGGAUUAUGGAAUAGAUUAUUUACAUGUUAUGACAGUCAUGCAAGCUUUAUACUGUGCAGCAUCCAAUUUAGUAGCAAAACUGGAAACCAUGCAGACUGGUUGUUCUAACAUUUCUGUCACUGGGAGAGGCAUUCAAAUUGAGCAACAUAAAAACCGAAGCCAACAGAUCAUGUCCAUCAGAGACCGUAUCAUGGCUGCAUCAUAUGUUAUACAUAUAUAACAAUGAUUUCUAAAUUUGUGUGUAUAUGGUUUCAUAUAUUGCUAGUAAAUACAUGCUACAAAUUUCUAAUUUAUUUCACAGUAUUUAGCUUGCAUCUUAUGGCAACCUAUGUAUUUGCUUUUUUUUAAACUGACACAUAUCAAGCUUCUUUUGCAUAAAAAGGAAGACAAAAAAAGAAAAUAUGAUUAAAAAUGGAAAAGGACGUGGAAAGUAAAAACGAGUGUAAAGGUUUUACACUGCUGUAUAUAACUCAUAUUCAAACGGUUCUAAACAGUUGAUUGUUAAUUGCUUCAACAGCAUUUACUUUUAUUCUCUCUACGCACUGCUAGUUAACCCGAAGGAUUCCUUACACAGUCACAGCAGUAUGUCGGUAUUCAUUUUACAUUGAAGCCAUCAAUGAAAUAUAAUAAUAAAAUAGUGGGCCUACAAAAAAGAGCAUUCUGUAGAACCAAGACUAGAUAUCAAACCCAAUAUAAUUUUUUAUUUGGUAAUAUGUAUAUGGUGUUUUAUGCCGGAUGUAUGCCUCAUUACAAAUUCUUAUAGUUUACCUACACACUACAUAAAUCCCAGUUUAUUAUCACUGACCAAAUUAGUACCUUCGUGACUUUGACUCCCAUUUGUUGGGUACUUGUAAUCUACCACAUUCUUUGUAUCCUCUGUCCAUAAUGUUCUAGAGAAAAAAUAUUCUCCUGAACAUGUAUUUUCUAAGAAAAGUGAAUUAGAUAAAAAGCAGAAAGCGUUUUACCAAGUGCUCAUCCAAGAUGGUUUUCCAGUGACCUCCUUAUAGGUAAUCAGAGUCUAACGUUGUACUGCAUUCUAUAGAGGUCAAUUUCUUUUUCAUUAUUUAAACUUUAUGCUGUAAAAUAUAGAGUAAUGUAGGCAUAUUACUAGUGAAAUCCCCUAAAUUUAAACCAGCAACUUGACAAUGUGAUAUCAGAAGAUGCAUAAUAACCACUGGUAGGUUAUGAAAAAUUUGGAAAAAUUAAAACACUACUUAAAUGAGAUUUUCAUUUCUAUUAGCCACUAUUAAGAAAUAAGAACUAGUUUUUACAUUUAUUGCUUGAACCAUCUGAGCAAGGCAAAUGAAGGUCAGAUUAUGAGGGAAAUUAUAAAUUUCACAGGACACAGGAGACCAUUAUGUAGCCUCCGACUCAUGGAAAAAAAAAAUCCUCCUCUGUUCUACAGUAUAUAGUGUCUUUCUAUAAUUUACAAUGAAAGUAUAGGAAACAUAAAAUCUGCAUGACAAGAUGAGAGAAAAUAGGAUGGUAAUCAAGACUGACCACUACUAAAUAGCAUAGAGGACAAUUUAGUUUAAUGAAAUGUGCAUGUCCACAAAUAGCAAGAGAAAUUGCUACCAUAUUUAAACAUUUUGCAGGCCGUAGUGAAGACAACCUUCCUUUUAGGUAGCUGCGGAAAAAAACCUAAUUAAUGGUAAAUGUUACCACAUUUUUUUUCUGCAGCCAUAGGUCCAUCUUCGUUAUCCAGGAAUGAUCUUUUCAUCAUUUAGCGUUUGUGUGGAAAAAAAUAAAAUCAUUUGCGGUUUUACAUAGUUACAUAGUAUGGUUGAAAAAAAAGACAUGUCCAUCAAGUUCAAUCAGGGGAUGGCAGAGGAUGUGAAGUAAAUGGAUUUUAUUUUAGCUAUCACCUUCUGUUGCUUUAGAUUUUUAAAUAUUUUUUAUGUUUUAAAUUAGUACGUAAGUUCUUUACGAAGGAAAGGUUAAUGGUCAAUUCAAACUGAUAUAGCCAUAUUGUUAUAAUUUUGUGUUAUUUUAUUAUACUAAAACAUUUACCCUUUAAAAAACAUUUUUCACAGCUAUAAGGAAAGGUAUCUGUGAUUGGAAAACCCUUCAACAUCUUCUAGGGUCUGCAAAAAAAUAUUAAAAAUACAAUAAAAAAUAUGAAUACAUGUAGGUCCAACAUAAUUAUAUUAUACCAAGCAGUGGUUAUCUUUUCAUUCCUAGGUAUUAAACAGCCGAAUUUUAGAAAUAAACCCAUUUCAGUACUAAUAAAAACUAUUUCAACUUACAGAAAGGUAAUUUAUUCUUUUACGUUGCUCUAUUAAAGCAUUUAUUUAUUUUGUAAAAUAUAAAAAAAACAACAUGGUAAUUCCAUAAACUUUUUUUCUUCUUCUUUAUAUUUUAGCUAUAGCGACCAACUCAUUCUCAGAAAUAUUUUAUUUGCAUUCCACUUUCAUCUUUGUUAAUUGCUUUAACCUAUGUUCAUUCUGCUCUAUGUAAUUAAAGUUGUUAAUUUAUAUGAGAAUAUUUUCAACUAUGUCAAUGGUUUCUUAAUAUUUAUUGUGUAAAAGGACUGGUAUUUUUUUUUUAUUUACGGUUUGUUGAAAGAGAUGUUUGCAUUUGUUUAUAGUAGAUAUUAUUUAUUUGGACAGCAUUCCGCUCAGUAUGAUUUCCAUGUGGACGGUAUGCUAGCUGUACAAUUUAGUGGGAAAUACUCAACAGCUCCUUGUAGAUUUUAGGAUUUAUGAUUUUUUUUAAAUAUCUGUUGGAUUAAUUUUUACCAUCCUUUUUAAAAACGUUCUUCAAUGGUCCACCAUGCACACAGGUGGUUGUCUUGGUAAAAGCCUGUUGUUAAAAAGGAUAGUAAAAAAAAAAAAAAAAACACGGAGUACUCCUAUAUUUUUUUUUACGUACAUGCAAGAUGUUUGGGUCAGAUAUUGUUUUAUCUUGAUCUUUUGUACUCUUGCCCUUUGAACAACAAAAUGAAACAACUUAAGUGAACUAAAUAAAGGGAGUUUACUGAGA
Molecule: messenger RNA, 5656 nt
Organism: Bufo gargarizans (Asiatic toad)
Lineage: Eukaryota; Metazoa; Chordata; Amphibia; Anura; Bufonidae
Gene: INHBA
Product: inhibin subunit beta A
Exons: 2
Coding region: 354-1589 (411 amino acids)
Biological process (GO): SMAD protein signal transduction; BMP signaling pathway
Cellular component (GO): extracellular region
Molecular function (GO): cytokine activity; hormone activity; growth factor activity
Source: RefSeq, a predicted model, not a curated record